UGUCAGUGUCAUUUUCAAAAAUAUUUUUACGUAAAAUCAAAAUUAGUUUCUUGUAAAAAUGUUAUCCCGGCGGUUGUUGCAAAUUACAAGUUCGUCUAGAGCUGCUUUGUUUAAAAACUACUCAGUGAAUCAAACAUUUUAUUCUCCUUCAUGCGCAUGUUUAUGUUACGUCCAUCAGAAAUUUAGGUGUAAAACAAGUACAUUGCUAGUAAAAGAUGUAGGCUAUUGGAAAAAUGAAAUAAGAUUUUCUAGCACAACUCCCUUGAAACACAAAACUUUUGUUGAUAAAAAACCGCUAGCAAAUGACGCUGUAAAUAAAAUAAAGGCUAUAAAUGAAGAAGAUGCACUGGAAAAGUUUGUAGCUGGCCUGUCAGCAGACAUUCAUAACAAGAAAAGAGUAUACAAGAAUGAUUUGCAAAGAGUACUAUCUAAAGUGAAAUCAUUGAAUUAUUCAUCGAAAAAGCAAGGUUUGCUCCUACUGCAAUGUUGUACAGAUUUGCUUGCCGAUGAAGCUCCUGCAACGAGGAUGACAUUAGCUGAACAAGUGUGGAAUACUAUUAAACCACACACAAAAUUUGAAGUUGCGCACUAUAAUGAAUUACUCAAAAUAUACAUUGCCAAUAGAAGGUCUGUUGUUGCUGCCAGUUUUAUCCAGAAAAUGUCACCGAUAAAGCCAAACAUGACUACUUAUGAACUUCUGCUAAGAGCUAUUGGGGAGGCAGGAGACUUGAACCAAGCCACUGAAGUGAUAUCAAACAUGAAAUCAAAUGGGUUACCAGCUACAGAAAGCAUAUUUAACUCUCUGAUAGUUUGUCAGGGAAAGUCUGGGCAACCAAAUAAUAUCCAAGAGGUAUUAACAAUGAUGCAAUCAUUAAAAAUAGUGAAGUCAGCCGACACUUACACCGCUAUAGCACGAGCCCUGGCCUGGAACAAGCAAGGUGACAAAGUGCUUGAAGAAUUGUCUUCAGCGUACAAAACGGGUAUACGGUUUGGCGAGAACCAUAUUAUGGAUAUUGUUAAAACCUUGGCUGAGUGUUCCUUGUAUGCCUUUAUACCUCAGACACUCCGGUUCUUACCCGAAGAAAUGUUUACCACUCCAUCAAUAUCUCCGUAUAUGCAAGCGGUUUCAACUCAACUGGUGUUCCAAAACCAUCCUAUGGCAGCGUUGGAAAUCUACAAAUGUCUACCGUUGCCUUCCUUCGGCCCUAAGGAUGACCAGGGGUUACAUGGGAGGAGCUUGGUCAGGGAUUGUGUUAAGGCUGCUAUGCCGUCCAGUAUAAUAGGCUUGAUAACCCAAGAGCUUAUGGCAUCUGGCCGCAACCCCAUAGCCCUCCAGAAUGCGGCAGAAGCAGCCUUGCAACAUGGGAAAGUGCCGCUGGCGUUAGACAUGUUUACACGCAUGAAGCAGAUAGGCAUGCCGCUCAGAUGUCACUACUUCUGGCCUAUACUGCUGCAUUCUAGCAAGUCCUUUGGGGAGAAGGGAAUAAUGAACGCCCUCCAGACAAUGAUAUCGAUGGAAGUACCGCCGGACUACGAAACGGUGAUGGAUUACAUCCUGCCGUACGUCAGUUUUACGUCUCCUCAGAAUCUGAUGAAGAAGUUCCAAGAAGCAGGAUUGACCACCAACAUGGUGCUGACACCGAUGAUGGAAACGCUUUUGAAUACUGGACAAGUAAGGGCGGCUAGUGAGAUAUGUGAAUUAUUCGAAGGCAAAAUAGAGGCUGAGAAACUGUUAAAGCCUCUAAUAAAAGGUUACCUUAUUAGUAUGGACACAAAGUCCACCAUCCAUGUGCUAGAAGACAUGACGUUAAAGGCUACAGAUAAAAAUAAAGACUGGGUCGGGAGAUUUCUGUGCCAUUUCGUCAAGCAAAAACAGCAAAAAGGAGAUCUCAUAGAUUUUCUCAAUAUUGUGAAGGCGAUAAGUAACACACCUCUAAAGAUCUCAACAUUAGCAGCGGACUACUGUCUCAGCCGCAUCCCUGAUUCAUUCAGCCAGGAGAAGAUAAACAACUUCAGAGACACCCUCAUAGGAAUCACUGAAGAGAAGCUUAUUGAUGAAGGAGAGAUAUUUACUAACCAGCUGCCACAUCCUAAACACAUGAAUGAGGAGUCACUCAGGGCGCAUUUGGUGGAACUAGAAGCCAAGGGUAUGAACACGCGGGGCGUGCUCAGGAAGUUGCUGCAGGAGUACUGCAAGUCUGGAAACCUGGCCGCUGCUAGGGAGAUCCUUGAGAAAUGCCAGAAAGAAGGGGUAUUUCUAUCAGCUGGCAUGAAAGCCGCCAUAUUUGACUUACACGUGAAGUUAGGCGAGCUUGACCUUGCUGAGCUGACUCUAGCAGAUUUGAACCGAUCUGCGCCUAACUUCCUGUUGGAUGAGUACAAGGUCAUCGACUUCGCUACACUGAUGGUCUACCGGGGCAGGAUCGACCGGGCGUUCGAUUUGAUCAAUGAGCAGUCUAAGAAGAGACGCGUAAUAGGAGGUCGGAAUAUAUCAAUGAACUGCUGGCGACUGCUCGACGCUGUAGCAGCUCAGAACAGCUACGUUGAGACCCGAAAUAUGUUCGAUUUGUUGACCUCUUUACGGUACUGUCGCCCUACUAAUGCUGUGCUCGGACCGCUGAUUCGAGCGCAUCUGAAGCUCGACAACUUAGUAGAAGCAGUGAACGAGUUCACUCGCCUAGCAAACAAGUACCACAAAACGCCAUUGAAACACGAGUUACUCUGCAAGAUUCUGCAAAGUAUGAGCGAUGGGUUGUCAGAAGACAACUUCUUGACCAACGAGAGGUGUAACGGAAGACUGAAUAAGUUGGCGCAGGCGAUAUUGAAUAUUGAUAAGAAGAUUCACGGCGCGGGAGAUGUGCAGUUGACCUUAAUAGCAGCCCUGGCCGAUGUGGGAUACAAGAAGACAUUACGCAAGAUGCUACUAGACCCCACAGUACGAUUCCACCCAGAUGCGCUACUGCGCCGUUGCGAGAGGUUCGCGGACGAACGCAAAGUGCACGCUUUAGAAACGAUCGCUGAAUGCGGCCGGGACUUGAGAAACGUAGACGUCGUCGAGAUCUAUGACAUGAUUCUGGAUGUGCUUCAACGUGACGAUAACGUCGAGCAAGCUAUAGAACUGUGGAAUAGAAUGCACGAACAAGACAUUACACCGUCACAGAAGUUCGUCAGAAAUCUGUGUUCCAUGGCCAAGACUAAUAAGAAACCAAUACCUCCUGAAAUUGUUACUUUGGCAGAGAAACAGCAGAAAGCGGCCUUGGAAGCGUCAGGUACACAAAUCUAGGUGGAAACUUGACCAUUUUUUUUCCGCAGGAAUUCAUCGUUUCGUUUCAAUGUAAAUUUCUAAAAAUGAAAAAAGCCGAAGAAGUUGUGUGUCAGGAUCGUGGAAACCGUGAUCUCUGCUUACCCCAACGGGAAAUAGGCGUGAUCUUACGUUGUGUAUGUAUGUGUAUUAAAAUGUAUACAAUACAAAUCAGAAUAUCUAUUAUUUGGACUUUGAUUUGCUAAUUUCAUUUAUAUUUGAAGAAAAUUAUAUUGAAACGAAUUAUAUCCCUUAAGUUUGAAUACGAUCCUUGUCUACGUGUAUGUGUUGUGCGGAAAGUCGAUGUGCACGUACGUAAAUUAUAAAUAAAUAAAAAUCGAUUUUAUUUUAUAUUAUAAAUGUAAUUCAAGGCUUUCCCGUUUGUAGACUGCUGUAAAUAUUUAAUUGUUAAAAGUAAGUCAUACAUAAAUUUAGGCUUUAUGAAAUAAAUGUUUUGAAAAUAUCGACCGUUUGAAAACGUUCUGUUACAAAUGCACCAAAAAAAUAAUGUGUAUAUCUAACUUAACAGAAAAGUCAGUUUAUGUAA
Messenger RNA from Pectinophora gossypiella (pink bollworm), 3848 nucleotides. Its product is annotated as leucine-rich PPR motif-containing protein, mitochondrial-like. Gene Ontology annotation, molecular function: protein binding. Bases 59 to 3283 code for a protein of 1074 amino acids. The transcript has 16 exons. The record is from RefSeq and is a predicted model, not a curated record. Lineage: Eukaryota; Metazoa; Arthropoda; Insecta; Lepidoptera; Gelechiidae.